AUGGCAGAACUUCUUCUUGGGGAGUCCAAACUGGAACAAUUCUUGAAGGAAAACGCUCUUAAACAGAGUAGUAGUCCACGGGGACCCCGGCCAAAGCUGACUGAGGUCAGGAAACAUCUCACGGCAGCGCUUGACAGGGGAAACCUAAAGCCAGAAUUCCUACAAGAAGCUAACCUAAUUAUGGCCAAGUUAAACUAUGUGGAAGGUGAUUACAAAGAAGCUCUGAACACAUAUGCCAGAGUUGGAGUUGAUGACUUGCAGCUAGCUGCAGUGCCACCAUAUAGGCUACGGAUGAUUGCUGAAGCGUAUUCUACUAAAGGUCUCUGUCUUGAGAAGCUGCCAAUUUCUUCUUCAGCUAGCAACCUCCACGUGGACCGUGAACAAGAGAUUGUUACAUGCUACGAGAAGGCUGGGGAUAUUGCUCUUCUGUACCUUCAGGAGAUAGAAAGGGUAAUUAAUGCCAAUAUGCAAAACAGAAGCCCUAAGCCAGGGCCCACUGCACAUGAGCAAGAACUUGGGUUUUUUUUGGAAACAGGACUUCAAAGAGCACAUGUUUUAUAUUUCAAGAACGGGAACUUGACAAGAGGAGUUGGUAGAUUUAGAGAGUUACUAAGAGCUGUCGAAACAAGAACUACACAAAAUCUGCGAAUGACAAUAGCAAGACAACUGGCUGAAAUUUUGUUACGAGGAAUGUGUGAACAGAGUUAUUGGAAUCCACUGGAAGAUCCUCCUCACCAAUCACCCCUAGAUGAUCCACUUCGAAAAGGUUCAAAUACUAAGAAUUACACCCUCAGUAGAAGACCGCGGGUAUACACUGGAGAAAACAUCUUUUGUCCUCAAGAAAAUACAGAAGAAGCCUUACUGUUGCUGCUUAUUAGUGAAUCUAUGGUAGGUAAAGUGAAUGUACAUGUGCUCAAACUUGCUGAGGGUGCAUUCUGCCCCAUCAUCCGGAUCGUUAAUGAAGAUGUCGAACAGGAUCAGGCCCAGUAUCAAUCUCUGAACUACACUGAUAGUUACUGGCCUCCAACGGACUUCAUGCCGCCGAUCACCACCUUCUGGGCUCAGCCUUAUGAGUUAUACUUAGCUGAUG
Molecule: messenger RNA, 1090 nt
Organism: Pterocles gutturalis (yellow-throated sandgrouse)
Lineage: Eukaryota; Metazoa; Chordata; Aves; Pterocliformes; Pteroclidae
Product: tetratricopeptide repeat protein 7B-like
Exons: 8
Biological process (GO): phosphatidylinositol phosphate biosynthetic process; protein localization to plasma membrane
Cellular component (GO): plasma membrane
Source: RefSeq, a predicted model, not a curated record